AUGAGUUUAAUUAUUCGAUUAGUUCGAACACCAAAUGCUGCAUGGGAAAAACCUAAACAAAUUCUUGAUGAGGAAUCUUUAAUCUAAAGAUAAGCCGCCUAUGAUGAGAAAGUCAAAGAGCAAAUAUUUAAUUCUGAUGCUAAUCCAAUUGAGAUCAAAGAAGAUGAAGAAGAGGAGGAAGAUGAUGUUGAAGACAUUGAUGAUUAUGCAGAUGAUCUCCAACCACAUGAUUUAUGA
Molecule: messenger RNA, 237 nt
Organism: Paramecium octaurelia
Lineage: Eukaryota; Ciliophora; Oligohymenophorea; Peniculida; Parameciidae
Source: the annotation of a GenBank genome assembly